Messenger RNA from Salarias fasciatus (jewelled blenny), 3296 nucleotides. Its product is annotated as glycerol-3-phosphate acyltransferase 4. Gene Ontology annotation, biological process: triglyceride biosynthetic process. Bases 634 to 2007 code for a protein of 457 amino acids. The transcript has 13 exons. Gene Ontology annotation, cellular component: endoplasmic reticulum. NCBI's taxonomy places the organism in Eukaryota, Metazoa, Chordata, Actinopteri, Blenniiformes, Blenniidae. The record is from RefSeq and is a predicted model, not a curated record. Gene Ontology annotation, molecular function: glycerol-3-phosphate O-acyltransferase activity.
UGGCGCUGUCCGUCGUCCGCUCCUGCUGUCCGACGGGUGGAGUUUGGCCUCAGUCCGCAAGACAAAGACAAAGUGAUGGAUCAGUGAUGUCCUGCCGUGCCGGUGCCGGACGCAACGUGACUCGAAGGGUUCUUUUGUGCGACACUGAGCCUGCUCGCCCCUUUGGAUCUGCACCAGACAACAGAAAGCACCUGCUGUGACCAGGCUUGUUUUUAUUUCAUUGUUUACAUCUCCUCCAUCAGCAGGAUCUCUCUCUCAUGUAGCAUAGGACAUCUGCUCCGAAGACAGUGUUUCACAGCAGCUGCUUCAAGGAUUUAAGCCUUUUUUUUUAAUUCUUCUCUGAAGCUGAAUUCAGUUCAGCUUCAGAGACAGAGACCUACUCAUGCUGCGACUAAUGGAAUUUAUGGAUAAUGCCCAAGAGGGCAACGUCAAGAUGGACACCUGUGUUUCUAUUGAUAACCUGCCUGCUGUGAGGAGAAGCUCCAUCCCAUAGUCAUCUUGAUGACGGCCUUGUGGUGACAAAAAUUUAGGGCCUUUCGGGCCAGGAGGUGGACACCCGCACCUCCUCUGACUUCUGCUCAGCCCUGUGACUCCCAAGUGUUUCCUACUUUUUACCUGCUCCCCGACUUCAAGAUGGAGCUCUUCUUCAACCCGUUUGAUAACUUGGUGUGUAUCCUGCUGGGCAUCUCCUUCACUGUGUGGUUCACCCUGCUGCUGGUCUUCAUCAUCGUGCCUGCCAUCUUUGGAGUGUCCUUUGGCAUCCGGCGCCUUUACAUGAAAUCCUUGUUAAAGAUCUUUGAGUGGGCCACGCUUCGGAUAGAAAGAGGAGCAAAAGAAAAGAAUCACCCCCUCUACAAACCCUACUCCAAUGCAAUCAUUGCCAGGGAGCCCACCUCUUUGGAAGAGGAGAUCAAGGAGAUCCGGCGGAGCGGCAGCAACAAAGACCUGGACUCGGCCCCCGAGUUCGAGAUGUCGGACAUCUUCUAUUUUGCUCGGCGGGGAGUGGAGAGCAUCAUGGACGACGAGGUGACCAAGCGCUUCUCCGCCGAGGAGCUGGAGUCCUGGAAUCUGCUGACGCGCAGCAACUACAACUUCCACUACAUCAGCCUGAGGCUGACCGUCCUCUGGGGUCUGGGCCUGCUGAUCCGCUACGGUUUCCUGCUGCCUCUCAGGGUCACUCUUGCCUUCACCGGUGUGGGCCUCCUCGUGUUCCUCACCUCAGUUAUCGGGCUGCUUCCCAAUGGAAAGAUGAAAAACUUUCUGAGUCAAAAGGUCCAUUUGAUGUGCUACAGAAUAUGUGUCAGAGCUCUGACUGCCAUUAUCACGUACCACGACAGUGAAAAUAAACCCAAGAAUGGAGGCAUCUGCGUCGCCAACCACACCUCACCCAUCGACGUCAUCAUCCUGGCCAGCGACGGCUGCUACGCCAUGGUCGGCCAAAUUCACGGGGGCCUGAUGGGAGUCAUCCAGAGGUCCAUGGUCAAGGCUUGUCCUCACAUUUGGUUUGAACGCUCAGAAGUGAAAGACCGACAUCUGGUGGCCAAAAGGUUAAGCGACCAUGUAGAAGAUAAAUCUAAACUGCCCAUCCUCAUCUUCCCUGAAGGCACCUGCAUCAACAACACAUCCGUCAUGAUGUUCAAGAAGGGCAGUUUUGAGAUCGGAGCCACCGUCUACCCAGUGGCCAUUAAGUAUGAUCCCAGAUUCGGAGACGCUUUCUGGAACAGCAGCAAGUUCGGGAUGGUCAACUACCUUCUGCGCAUGAUGAGCAGCUGGGCCAUCGUCUGCAGCGUGUGGUACCUUCCCCCCAUGUCCAGAGAAGAGGGAGAGGACGCUGUGCAGUUUGCGAACCGUGUGAAGGCAGCCAUCGCCAGGCAGGGAGGACUGGUGGACCUCCUGUGGGACGGAGGGUUGAAGCGAGGAAAGGUAAAAGACACUUUUAAAGAAGAGCAGCAGAAGCUGUACAGCAAAAUGCUGGUGGGCACUCAGGAGGACCGCAGCCGCUCCUGAACGGACUCCCCUGGACGGGAACCAGCUCAGAAAACCCAGCACCUCUGACCCGACCGGCAGCCAGCCGCGGCGCCGCUCUCUGCCGAGGCACCCGGACUGGAAAAUCCUCCCCCCGCCCCCGAUGUCAGCUGUACUCCAUUUGGCUUCCUCGGUCACUGCCUCAGCCUGGCAUGUUCAGUUCGUAUCGCCGUUACGGGUCAUUCAGAGUCCGCUGCUCUGCGUCGGGAAAGCUUGACUUGAACUCCCUGCUUGCAUUAGAGGCGAACAGCGCACACAGAAAGUCUUCCUCGAUGGCAGUCUUCUUUGCAAGCAAAAUGUGUAUUAUUACCUAUCAUUGAGUUCCUGUCUUUGUUUGAUAGUCACCACUAUAACUUUUUAAGUUUCCACGUGUUUGUAUCGCUGUGUGUUUCGGUCCCGCUCCUCAGUGUAACGGGGGCGGAGGGCAGUUACUGUAGAUACAAACCCACUUAGUUCUUAAAGCUCAGACUUGAGUUGGGGGUUUUUCAUGACUGGCACCAGUGCCAGGUUUUGUUACAUUUCAGAUAUUUUUAUGGGCUUUUUCCACAAGAACAGAACUUGUAUUUGAAGCUUUUUGUGUUUUGCAUCAAGACUCUGUGACAUGUGGUCACAGCCGGAGUUGCUUUGCCGUCACGUGGUCAUUUUCUGUCAUUUCUUUUUUUUUUUUUUCUCCACGGAGUGUGUAAAUCUACACACUAUGAAGUGGAAACUGUGCCGUUAAUCCGACGAAUGGCUUUUUUUUUUUAAAGGUACAUCCUCCUCCUCAGGUUGAAUAAUGCAACAUAACUGAAGAGAGGAGUUUUAGUCGAGUCCAUCCAUCGACAGCAGUUUCUCGGUUGUUUUUAAUUAGUCUUUUUAACGCGAAUGGGAAAACAGGUCUCGACACAUGAGACUUUUCUAAACCUAAAACAUGGUCCUCGUGGCAAAGAGCUGAUAGAUAUUCACACUAACACACUCCUAACUGGACAUUAGCUUCCUGCUUUUUGCAGUGAGCCUCCUGCCUCAUUCAUUUUCAGUGAAGUCUAAAAAGCGAUUGUCUUUAUUUCCCCCACUCAUCAAUAACCCUCCUCUGGCUCGGCAGCCUGGACGCGGUUUUAAAAAGAGCCCGCAGCUGUAGUUUGGACUACAACUCAGUGGGCCUCACGGGUUCCUCCUCAACAUAUUUAUCACAUUUGUUUGACUUUUUUUUUUUUUUUCUUUCUUCAAUGGGACGGUCAUUAAGAUUGUGUCAAAUCAGUCCAUCAAAAUAAAUGUUGAAGAAUGUGACUCCA